AUGAUGUCUCUUGGUGUCAGCAAAGGGGGUGUUAUCCCACCUAGUGAAGAAGAUCGCAAGAAGAUCAUCAGACAGAUGAAGGUACGCACCACACUAAAAGGAGAUAAGAGCUGGAUCUACCCACAAAACUCAGACAAUGAGGAGGAGAUGAAGAGCAGCCCAUUGCACUCACCAUGUAGGUCUGGCAAGAUCGACGGGGGAUCCCCAGCCUCAGCAUCUGUUACACCCCACGGUGACAGGUUGCCAGGUUCCAAGCCCACCUCCGGUUACCUCAUCAGGGGGGUGUUCACCAGGACCAUUGACAAGACUCCGCCCGAGAGCACCUUCUAUUCCAAUGGCACGCAGAAAAGUGCUGCAGCUCAGGCUAAGAGUGCCAACCUCCCCCACUUCUCCUCCGGAUACAAGAUGACAACUGAGGAUUACAAGAAACUGGCUCCAUUCAAUGUCAGGCAAAUAUCAGUGGAGUCAGAUGAAGAGAAACCAUCCUUUUCCCCAGAUGAACAUAAGAAGAGGACAGAGGCAGCCAACAGUGUACUGAGGCGCACAGCCAGCAGGGAGCGCUCUUACGUCCUCUCUGCUGCCAAGAAAAGCCAUGGAAGCCCAACACAAGAAGUAUCACCCUUCAUUGCCAAGAGGGUUGAGAUUGAGGAGGAAGGAGGACUGCGCAUGCAGAGUCAGAUCCUUCCGGCUUCAUCAAGGUUCGGUCUUGGUGGCAAAAGUGAUAAAGUGGAUGAGGAGAAGCCUGUUGGGACUUCUCCAGGUGAAGCAACAACAUCCAAACCCGCUCUGGCUACGGGCAGAAGUGAAGAAAGAGUUAUAAAUGUCCCCAAGCCAAUGCCUCAAAGUGAAAUAAAGUUGAGAGUCACCUCCUCCCCAGAGAAAAGUGACAAACCAGUUAAAGAGGAGCCUGACCUGAUCUCCUGGGAUGAAUCGAUUCCAAAAGCCACCACCAUUUCCACAGGGGAAAGCUAUCCUGAUUCCCUAGAGGCUGACAAUGAAUUUGACCCAAUAAAGUCCAACUCAUAUUAUAUGGACAAUACAGCUGACCCCCCAUCUGAGACACGCCACUGGUACAGGGUUCCUGAAUACCUGGAUGACACAAAUUCUGACCUCACAAGGUCCAGCCCUCACUCUAGAGACAUCCCCGCACAUCACACUGAUGCCAGAUUCACAGUCCCUGGAUACCUGGGUGAUACAGAAUGUGACCCUAAAAGAUCUGUCCCAUGCUAUGAGGAGAGACGUCCCACAAGAGAGAUCAGAUACGAGAGUACCAGAGCCACAGAACACAAAGAGCCUGAACUGAAUGUGGCAAAGUCCAGCCCUUCUUCUGGAGACAGCAGCGCUGUUACCCAAGAGGUCCGAUACAAAGUCCCCAUGCACCUGGAUGAUGAAGAAUUUGAUUUCAACAGGUCCAGCUCUCAUUCUACAGAAAGCAAUGUUACUAUCAAUGACCCAAGACACAGAAUCCCUGGGUGUAUGGAGGUUGGGGAAUUGGAUCCUGAAAGGCUUUCUCCCUUGAAGGGCAAUACUGAGGACGCUGAGAAUGAGAACAUAUCUACUACCCGAUCCAAGCCUCUUACCACUAGAAAGCACACUGAGCCUGACGUGAACACGGCACAAACUGUCCCAGGUUAUGAAGGGAGAAGCAGCCCCAGGGACACCAGAUACGAGAGUCCUAGAGCCAGAGGGCACAAUGAAUUUGACCCCAAUAUGGGAAGGCUUCCCUCAGCUUCAAGCGAGAGGAUCUCCAUGUCUACUGCCAGCUCUCAGUACCACAGUCCAUCAGCCAUGGGAUACAAAUCCAACCCCAGCACUGCAAGCAAAGGGAUCCUCUUUGUGAAGGAGUAUGUAAACAGCCGUGAGUUAUCUCCACGCGACAGCAGUGACAGCCUAGUUGAUUUGUCUGACAUAGAGAGAGCAAGCUACCUGCACAGCAGCGCCUCCCAGAGGUCAUGUGAAGGUGUCUGCACUUACUGUGGCCAUGAGAUCCGAGACUGUCCUAAGAUAAUGAUAGAACAUCUCAACGUUUACUGCCAUGAAUACUGCUUUAGGUGUGGGAUUUGCCAUAAGGCAAUGGGAGACCUCCUGGAUAAAAUAUUCAUUCAUCGGGACAUUGUCCACUGUGACCAGUGCUAUGAGAAGCUCUUCUAG
Molecule: messenger RNA, 2151 nt
Organism: Emys orbicularis (European pond turtle)
Lineage: Eukaryota; Metazoa; Chordata; Testudines; Emydidae
Gene: ZNF185
Product: zinc finger protein 185 with LIM domain
Exons: 26
Coding region: 1-2151 (716 amino acids)
Source: RefSeq, a predicted model, not a curated record